Molecule: messenger RNA, 879 nt
Organism: Cladocopium goreaui
Lineage: Eukaryota; Dinophyceae; Suessiales; Symbiodiniaceae
Source: the annotation of a GenBank genome assembly
AUGGAGGUUUCUGGUGGAUUUGACCUUAAACCUGAGGCAGCCGUCGCCUUGUUGGAAUCGGUGGACUUGGGCGAGAGCUUGGCCACUUUGGGGGUGGACUCGGUCUCUGCCGCACCGCUGGCUGAUAGGUUGUCGCAAGACGUGUUGGGCGGCCAAGAGGAAGUUCCAUUGGAUGUUCUGCUUGCGGAUGGCAGCCUUUCUGAUCUCUGCGAAUACCUGGCUGAACGCCAGCAGCUGCUGCGCGCAGCCGCAAAACUACGCUGUGCAGCGCGUUCGGGUUUCACCUUCCAACGUUGCUGCAAGGAGGAAGCCGAGGGAUGUUGGGAUUCCUCCUUCACCUUUGAACGUUGCUGCAGUUUGACGCAGAAACGUGUUGCGGAUUUGGAGUUCCGACCCUCCACCGCCUCUCAUUAUGACUUGACGCACCUGCAUCGCGACAACCAGCCGCGACUGGGGCCCGUGCAGGACGACGAGGCCCUGCUGUUGUACGGCAUCGUCCGCACAGUCCGCCCCCGCACCAUCGUCGAGUUUGGGACCUCUCAUGGCUUCAGUGCACUAAACUGGCUGCAUGCUAUUGCAGAUGAUCCUGAUGCGCGGGUCUAUAGCUACGACAUCCUUCCAUACCCGGCCGCGCAGGCGUUAGAGGCCGACUUCGAGGCCGCGGACGUGGAGAAUCGCCUGGUGGAGCUGGCCUUCUUCGAUGCGGGGCAUCUGGUGGAGCCGCUGGGCUGCGGGGCUGGGGAUGGCUGGGGCCUGGGGGGCCUGAGAUUGCUGCCUUCCCUGACCAUGAAUGCCAUCAUUGCCGUGCAUGACACUGGCUUGCACGUUCGGGCCUCGGGGGAAUCGAAUGGUCCAUUGCCUCUGAUCAUCGUCGUUUGA